AUGACCGGCAAGAAAGUAAUUGCAGUGUUUGGAGCAACAGGAGCUCAGGGUCGCUCUGUGGCCAAGGCCAUUUUGGAGAGCAAAAAGUUUGCUCUGAGAGUUCUGACCAGGGAUGUGACUCGACCCAAUGCACCUUGGGACCGGUGCUCUGGACUUGGCACUGAAGUGGUAAAAGGGAACCUGAAGGAUGAAGCAUCAGUGGAGGCUGCCUUAAAAGAUGCCUGUGGGGCCUCUGUGGUGACCAGCUUCUGGGGCCAUCUCAGCAAAGAGAAAGAAGUAUGUCAGGGAAAGUUGGUGGCGGAUGUCGCCAAGCACCUGGGUCUGAAGUACGUGGUAUACAGUGGCCUGGAGAACAAUAAGCGCCUGACCGGUGGGAAGUUGGAAGUUGAGCACUUCGAUGGGAAGGGAGAGGUAGAAGAAUAUUUCUGGUCCUUCGGUGUCCCUAUGACCAGUGUCUGCGUGGCAGCUUACUUUGAAAACUUUCUCACCAUGUGGAAGGCCGCAAAAGCCCCUGAUGGAGAUUAUUUCACCUUUGUCUGGUUAGAAGGGGGCUGUUUCCAGAAGUGCUUCAGUGAGUCCAUGGCCCUGAACAAAUUCCCAUCAGGAGCUCUGGUCUGGCUGAAAAAUGUUUGUCCAACCCCAAAAGGAACACGGUCCUCUCAGAAAAUCACCCCAGAAGCUUACGAGAGGCUGGGAUUUCCUGGAGCGAAGGAAAUGGCCGACGUGUUUUGUUUCUAUCAUACGAAGCCAGACUGUGAUGUCCAGCUCACCCAGCGACUAAACCCCAAAGUCAAAAGCUUCAGCCAGUUUAUCCCAAAGAACCAGGGAGCCUUCACAGGCAUUUAA
Molecule: messenger RNA, 846 nt
Organism: Artibeus jamaicensis (Jamaican fruit-eating bat)
Lineage: Eukaryota; Metazoa; Chordata; Mammalia; Chiroptera; Phyllostomidae
Product: nmrA-like family domain-containing protein 1
Source: RefSeq, a predicted model, not a curated record